AGUACGUAGCUUUCAGAGAGAAGUGUUGUAGCUCGCAUCACAACCUUAUCUCGGGGAGGCUGGUAGAUAUAAGGCGAUAAAGAUGGGCUGAGUGAAUUGUACUUUAUGAUAUCACCCUCAGCGAAGGCGUGUGCGCGAUAGUUUCCGGUUAAGUGGGUCUCAUUUAGUAUUUCUCUUAAUCACGCGAGAUAAAUAAAUAGUCACAUACUGAGAACGCAGCUGGUAUAGACGUAUAGCGUUUAUUACUUUCAAGACUCAGCAAAAUGGCUCUGUACAGUUUAAAAAGCAACCUCCACCUGGCGACCCUCAAGACUCUGUCCCUGGUGUCAAUAAGCGUGAUGUCACCGCAGCAGAGCGUCCAGGAGCUGUUCCGAACAGCCGACUGCGUGUGCUUCGAUGUGGACUCCACGGUCAUACGGGACGAAGGGAUCGACGAACUGGCCAGAUUCUGCGGGAAAGGAGACGAGGUCAAACGACUGACGGCGGAAGCAAUGGGCGGCAACAUGACAUUUCAAGAGGCUCUGAAGAAAAGGCUAGACAUAAUCAGACCAAGUGUUAGUCAAAUAAGAGAGUUCAUAGAAACUUUCCCAGUCCACCUCACUCCAGGCAUAACUGAUCUAGUAAAAGUGCUCCACGAGCGGGGAGUCAUGGUGUAUUUGGUCUCAGGAGGCUUCAGAAGUUUAAUAGAACCGGUGGCGGAGAAGCUACACAUACCACCACACAACGUGUUCGCUAAUAGACUCAAGUUUUAUUUCAAUGGCGAAUAUGCAGGUUUCGACGAAAAUGAGCCAACAUCCCGGUCCGGGGGCAAAGGCCUGGUGAUCCGACGGCUCAAGGAGCAGCACGGGUAUCAGCGACUCGUGAUGAUCGGGGACGGAGCCACGGACGCGGAGGCCAGUCCCCCCGCUGACGCAUUCAUAGGCUUCGGCGGCAACGUUGUCCGGGAAGAAGUCAAGAAGAAGUCAGCGUGGUACGUCACAGACUUCCAAGAGCUGAUCUCUCACCUAAGCGUGCAGACCAAAUGAGCGAAGACUAUAUGUAUAUUAUUGGAAGUUAAGGAUAUGCUGAAAAAUACACCUUACAGCAUUUGACGUAAAGUUCAGUAUCGCAUGCUGUUUCAAUCGAAACGGUGUGCUAGUAGGUAAAUCGUAGUAACAAAAGAUGACCAUAGGACCUGGAUACGGAUAUUAGGCCAUAAAUGAAGUCCAAAAUAUGCCCAAAAAAGGCAUCGUAGUUAUAACAGAAUACCAAUAGUUUGAUAUCUUAUGACUUUGUAGACUUUGCCAAGAUGGCAUUUAUCAACAUUUAAAACUAAAGUUUCUUUGUGCUUAGUGGCCCGGUUAUUGCCAUAUUAAUUAUUAAAUUAUCCGAGUAAAACUUGGAGCAGAAAUAGUUGCCAUAUAUAGAAAAAAUUGUUUUUGAUAUUAUGGGGAUUGUUGUGUUGUUGUGGUACUUUGAGUAUCAAUUGGUGUCUAAACGGAUGUGCAAAAAUCUCUAACUUUAGACCUCGCAACUGAUUUUUGGCGUUCCAAAUUAUGGACUGAGAUGAUAGAGUCAUAGAGACAAAGAGUUUUUUAUGACCGAUGACCCUGUGCUACCCUUGGUUAUUUCUCACAGGAAAGGAUGAGAAGGGUGAACUAUAGUUGAUUAUUGCUAUGCUUGUAACUUUUGCUCUGUAAUAAAAUCAGGCAUAACCAUCGAUCUCCUAUUACAAAGUGAAUGUACAAUCAGCGACCAAAAAACAUCCAAAUACAUUUUCUUGGCACUCAAUUCAAGUAGUCACAUUUGUAAAUUCAACCUUAAACUCAAUCCUUAAGGUUAAAUUUGCUUUAAAUUUGGGAUUUUAUUGAAUAUGGUACUAUAUUUAAAGGCCUUUAUGUAUAAUUUUCUUUACCAAUAAUUCGAAAACUGUCAAAGCAAAAUGGGCCAGUUUUUAAGGGAUUUUUUUUACAUCCUUCCUGUAUUGAUGAUUGUGCGUCCUUUUAUUAUAAGUGGUCAAUGUCCAGGCUUGAUUACUGAAGGUCGGCGGUCAGCUUUCUUAACUUUUCCUUGGCCAUGGCUAGGCGGAAAAGUUGUCCACCUGUAUUUAUGCCAGUCCACUCCCUUAUGUUUUGUAGCUAGGGACUUUCUGGUAUAAUAUAUUAUUAUACGUUAUUUAAUUUUGGUUAGAGAUUUAUGUACACCGUACUUAAUGCCAAUAUCUAGUAUUUGCGAGACAAAGUCUUGGGCGUGUUAGUAAAAUGGAAUGGACCAAAAUUUAAUUUUAAUUAGUUAGAUAUGAACUUAAAUUAACUUUUUCUGACAUGUGUGAAUAGCGGCGCUAAUUCGUCUGAUUAUAAUUUAACCACUCGUUUAAACAAAAACUAAUCCAUAUUAAAUUUAAUAUGUAUUUAAAAUUUUUGUAUUCGUUUUAAUUUACAGUAGGUAUUUUAGUUUAGUGUAUGCGAAUUAAAUAAUAUUUACAUUUCUCUAGUAGAGUUCCUCUAACAAAUACCUAACUGUGUUUUAUUUAAUGCGUCGAUUAAAGUGUUAAUUAUGGUAUUAAAGUUUAUUAAUAAGUUAUGACAAAUUUACGAAUUAGUAUAUAGGUAGUGUAUAAUAGGUAAUCUAAAUUAAGUAAUUGAAUAGCUUUUUGUAUAUCAAAAAUGGCUGUGUACUUCUUAUUAUUAAGAAAAAGAAUUUAUUAUAAUCAUUAAUUAUAAUUUUAACAUUUAUUAGUCUAAUAUAUGCAUAUUUUUUAUACAA
Molecule: messenger RNA, 2745 nt
Organism: Bicyclus anynana (squinting bush brown)
Lineage: Eukaryota; Metazoa; Arthropoda; Insecta; Lepidoptera; Nymphalidae
Gene: aay
Product: phosphoserine phosphatase
Exons: 6
Coding region: 264-1025 (253 amino acids)
Biological process (GO): L-serine biosynthetic process; dephosphorylation
Cellular component (GO): cytoplasm
Molecular function (GO): magnesium ion binding; L-phosphoserine phosphatase activity
Source: RefSeq, a predicted model, not a curated record